AUGGGGAAGCUUGGCCAGUUUGUGGCAGAGCACAAUGUUGCUCAUAAAUUGUAUAAGCAGACGCUUCUUAACACCGUCUGCGUAGUGGCGGGUAUCUCUAUCUUCUUUUUCGGCUAUGAUCAAGGUCUCAUGGGUGGUGUGAACACGACACGAAACUACGCAGAAUUGAUGGGAUUCGGUCAUUGGGACGAACAACAACAAUUGGUCGUUGUUGAUAAACCCCUGUUGCAAGGCGGCAUUGUUGCUGUCUAUUAUCUUCCUGGUACUUUGGCAGGCUGCCUUCUGGGCGGUUGGUUAGGUGAUAAAUAUGGCCGUAUUACAACCAUUGGCCUUGCCUGCCUGUGGUGUGUCUUUGCAGCGGCUCUACAAUCAGCGGCGCAGAAUGCAAACUGGAUGUUUUGCGCCCGAGUCUUGAACGGCAUCGGAACCGGUAUCCUAAACGCCAUUACACCAGUUUGGGCUACCGAGACGGCUGCUCACACCUCUCGCGGACAAUUUGUUGCCUUUGAGUUUACACUCAACAUUUUCGGCGUUGUCGUGGCGUACUGGCUUGAAUUCGGCACCUCCAAGUACAAGGACCCCAACUCUUCAUUCAUCUGGAGGUUUCCUGUGGCGUUCCAGAUCGUACCCCUUAUUCUGCUCUUCAUCAUCAUUUGGUUCAUGCCCGAAUCGCCCCGCUGGCUCGUCAAGGUUGGUCGCGAGGACGAGGCCCGUUUCAUCCUGCAGCGUCUGAGAGGCAGCGAGGGCGAGGAAGGCGAACAGGCCGAGGCAGAGCUGCAGGACAUCAUCAACAUCCGUAAUCUGGAGGAAGAGACAUCCAACCAGCAGGGCUAUCUGCACAUGCUCUUCGGCAUCGGAUCCGGCAAGCUGCACACUGGCCGUCGCGUACAGCUCGUCAUUUGGCUCCAGAUUCUGCAAGAGUGGAUUGGCAUUGCUGGCAUCACCAUCUACGGGCCUCAGAUUUUCACAAUUGCUGGCAUCAGCGCUUCAGACCGUCUCUGGGUCAGCGGUGUCAACAAUAUUACAUACAUGUUUGCCACCUUGAUCUGCGUCUUCACGCUCGACCGAAUCGGUCGUCGAUGGACACUGUACUGGGGCUCCGUAGGCCAAGGCAUAUGCAUGUUCGUCGCGGGAGGUCUCGCACGCGCAACCAUCAACGCCGACGACAGUAACCGCGCGCAGAUUGGUGGUGCAGCCACCUUCUUCGUGUUCUUGUACACGGCCAUCUUCGGAGCCACCUGGCUCACAGUUCCGUGGCUGUAUCCCGCCGAGAUCUUCCCUUUGCAAGUCCGUGCCAAGGGAAAUGCAUGGGGUGUCGUCGGAUGGUCCAUUGGCAACGGCUGGUGUGUGCUUCUCCUCCCCACCAUUUUCGACAAACUCAACGAGAAGACGCUCUACAUCUUUGGCGGCGUCAACGUGCUCACCAUCUUCGUCGUGUGGGCGCUGUAUCCUGAAUCGAACCAGCGCACGCUCGAAGAGAUGGACCUCGUCUUUGCGAGCGACAGUAUCUGGACAUGGGAGGCCGAGAAGAACUUUGCCAGACUCAAGGCGGAGAAUCCACAGCUCGUGCAGGCCGCCAAGUCGGGCCACGGUGUGGUUGAUCCCGAGAAGGGCGCCGAAUCCCGAAAGGCAAGCCUGGUGCCUGGCCGGAGGGCAAGUUUCGUCCCGCGGGAUGAUGGGGCGGAUGGGUCGAAGGGCAUGUCGAAUGACAAUGACAAGUCGAGUGUCUCACAUGUGUGA
This is a messenger RNA of Metarhizium brunneum ARSEF 3297, 1740 nucleotides long. Its product is annotated as Sugar transporter STL1. Gene Ontology annotation, molecular function: carbohydrate:proton symporter activity. The record is from RefSeq and is a predicted model, not a curated record. Gene Ontology annotation, cellular component: membrane. Gene Ontology annotation, biological process: transmembrane transport; carbohydrate transport. NCBI's taxonomy places the organism in Eukaryota, Fungi, Ascomycota, Sordariomycetes, Hypocreales, Clavicipitaceae.